Ziziphus jujuba (common jujube) is the source of this 1266-nucleotide messenger RNA. RefSeq lists its product as uncharacterized. The transcript is spliced from 6 exons. Bases 121 to 741 code for a protein of 206 amino acids. The record is from RefSeq and is a predicted model, not a curated record. Lineage: Eukaryota; Viridiplantae; Streptophyta; Magnoliopsida; Rosales; Rhamnaceae. Gene Ontology annotation, cellular component: nucleus.
GCAGAGCCCAAAAGUGGCUAUACCAGUUGAACAGUUAGAACUCAGAAUCUAUUUCAGAAUUGGUAUUUGAACAAGUACGAAGUACGAAGCUAGGCCGAAAUAUCUCCGUUAGAUUCUCAGAUGGAACAUAUUGUCGAUGAAACUGAAAACCCAGAAAACACAGAGCAAAGCGAUUCAACCCACGAAGGACAACAAGAACAAGACCCAAACGAAGAGCUACUUAGGCUUCUCCUACCUAAUGUUUCUGAGCUUCCUGUUACGCCUCCCUCCGCUGUUGAAUCCAACUUCAUCUCCUAUUUUGCACCAGAUUUUAUGAAACCAGGACACGAUCAGUACGUUUAUCGUCAUCCCAAUGGAUUGUGUGUGAUCGGUUUGGCUCCGGCGCAUGUGGCUUUCAAAGACGAAGGAGGUAUCACGGCCGUUGAUUUCAAUGUUGGAAAAUCUGAUCGAAGUGAGCUUAAGGUUUCUGGAAAGCGCAAGAAGAAUGCACAACACUUCGAAUCCAAUACAGCUUUGUGCAAGGUUUCCACUAAUGAUGCCUCUUAUGUUGUAAGGUGCUGUGUAAAAGGCUCGCUCUUGGAAGUGAAUGACAAAUUAAUCAAACAACCAGAAUUGCUUAAUUCGUCGGCAGAUAGAGAAGGAUAUGUAGCCAUUAUCAUGCCAAAACCAGCAGACUGGCUCAAGAUCAAGGCUUCGUUGCUGGGUUUUGAGGAGUACAAGAAACUUAGAGAUUUGUGUUAAGUCUGCAUUAAGUCUGCAGAUAAUGUUCUUCCAUUCAAGUGCCUGGAAGAAAAAUCAAACAGUUGAAGCCAUCUUAUCAUUGUCAAUGCAUUCUAGAUUCCCAUUGUUUGGUUCCUGGUUGAUCUUGCAACUUGUAAGUGGUAAUGAACUAUAUAUUAUGAUAGUUGAUUCUGCGGAAAAGUUGAAGUUCCUGCGCAAGGGUAUCUCCUAGUAGGACGCAUCUUUCAAUGAAACAUCUUUGCUGUCCAACAUGAUAAAGCUUGAAGCUUGAUGAUCCUUAUGCUCUUGAUGGUUUCAAGUCUCGCAAAAGGAUGCAUGAUUUUUUUCUUUUCUUUUCUUUUUUUUUUUUUUUUUUUUUAAAUUUUUUUUUUUAAAUUUUUUUGUUUUGUAUUCUUUUAAUUUGAUUUAUAUUUCUGGGAGUUAAUAAUGAUUUUACUAUUUAAAGAAAUGUCGGAUGGUGUUCGAUUUACUUGGACCUGUAAUUCAUAGUUCAUAGCCGAAAUCCUACCCGAUCAAUUUGCCUGA